Molecule: messenger RNA, 1371 nt
Organism: Lucilia sericata (common green bottle fly)
Lineage: Eukaryota; Metazoa; Arthropoda; Insecta; Diptera; Calliphoridae
Exons: 2
Coding region: 348-1361 (337 amino acids)
Source: RefSeq, a predicted model, not a curated record
UUAAAUUAAUCGAUUACUCCUUUUAAAUAAAAACUAAAUAUAAUUUAUAAUUGGCAUUUAAAAGUUACUUCUUUUAUUUAUUUCCAUUGCUGGCAAAAUGGGACCCCAGUGUUUCACUUUCCUUUUUUUCUAAUUUACAACAAAUCAAGUGUAAAAUUUGAUUAAGAAACCAGUUAUAAGUAAAAAGUCUUAUCAAUUUUUAAAACAGUCAUGCCUCAAAAGCGCAUGCUCUUUAAUAAAAACCCCACCUCCAGCACCAGCAACAAUCUUCUUUAAACCAUUCAACUCAAUAAUUUUAAAUCAUUCGUCGAAGUACCUUAAAACCGUUACGUUUAUUUGUCGCAAAUAUGUCAGCAUUAGAAAAAGAUUUUGAAAUUUUCUUUAACUCUUUAAAAAAGCAAGAAUUUUCCGUAAAUGAAAUCCACAACAUUUGCAAACCUUUAAAAGAUUAUUAUCGUUUGGAAAAAUUGAAAAAAUACUCUAUAAUCUGUAUAUGUUUUGUAUUGCUGUACGCUAUGAUUAUUUCUUGUGAUGGCUUAAGUUGGUUUCUCAGUGCUGUGGGUAGACUUAUUCUCAUACAAUUUUUGCCCUAUUGGAAUUGGCCGGAAUUAUAUAAUGCUAAGUGUUUGAUUGAUAGACCGUUGGAGGUGAAGAAAACUGAUGUUAUGGGUUCCAGAUUGGGACGUUAUGAAACCGAAAAGGAAAAUUGUUUGCUAUGUGAGAUAAUUGAUUACAUACCCUCUUUAUCCAACACUUCUUUUGCAUUUCUUGAAUCCAGCUAUUUAGAAAGAUCAUAUCCGGUUAUCGUUACGGACUCCCACCAACCAAUGUCACCCACUGAUAUCUAUCAUUUAAUAUUUAAUAAAUCCUUUGACUUUUUAAAAAGUACUCCCUGUGAUGUUGCCACGAAUCUUAUGCUAAACAAAUUCUUUGAUAUCGAAAUUGCCUUAAGUAAGGCAUGGAAUUUGAAUUACUCCUCCGACAAAUGGUUUAUACAAUUAAGGAAUUGUCAAUUUAAAGCCGUCAAAUCAGCGAGAAAUUUCAUCAAAAGACCCUAUUAUUAUCCCGUACACUUGGAACCCUACUAUUCCAGUUGGCUUUUAAUGUCACAUAAUUAUCGAAAUAGCCAACAACAGCAGAUUUUUUUACAAGGCCUGAUAAUAGUGCAGCAGUUGUGGGGUGCUCUGGACUUGAGUUUGCGGUCUAAGGAACCCUGCUUAAAGUGUCCGGUAAUCAAUGUUCAUCUCAAAGAAGGUGAAAGUUUAAUAUUUUCUACAGAUUUGUGGUUUCUUAGUUAUAAAUUUGUUAAUGAUCCAACUGAAAGUAUUACAACUAUAAUGGAAAUCGAUUGGUAUAAUUAAAAAAAUGUAA